UCGCCUUCAUUAAAUAGAGCACGCAGGGAAACAUAUUAGUCAAUUGACUUUUCUCGUUCCCUCCUCCUCGUUUGAGAAAGAAAUGGCAUACAAAGUUUUGCUUCUGUUGGGUCUCUUAGCAGUUCUUCUCGUCGCCUCGGAAGUUGCGGAAGGAUCUGGAAGGCAGCCGGGCACUGUAAAAUCAGCGAGCCGCGGAAAAGUACAACCUGAUCAAUAUGGUGGAGGAUAUGGAGGAGGAGGAGGAGCAAGUGGCUGCUCUCCCGGCUGCUGCAUGGCUGCACCAGGUUAUGGUGGCUGCUCAAAAUGUGGACCAGGUUAUGGUGGUUGCUCAAGAUGUUGCUAGAACAAUACAAUCUAUUCACCACACCAGCAUUGUUGCUUCUAUGUGUGUGCGUGAGUAUAUGUAAAACUCGUAUGGUGUCAGAAGUAAAGUGCCUCAUGUGUACUACUAAGUAAUAAAGAGCACGAUAUAUUAAGAAGCGAAACUAAAUAUUGGAAAGGUUUUAUAAUGUAAUAUCGCUGUGUUUGCUUUGUAUUAUUCUCUGUAUGCAUGAUAAACCAACCUAUAUAAUAACUCAAUGUUCUCUUUCAAUAUAUUAAUUUUGGAUAUCAAAA
Raphanus sativus (radish) is the source of this 615-nucleotide messenger RNA. Its product is annotated as glycine-rich protein 3 short isoform-like. The transcript is spliced from 2 exons. NCBI's taxonomy places the organism in Eukaryota, Viridiplantae, Streptophyta, Magnoliopsida, Brassicales, Brassicaceae. The record is from RefSeq and is a predicted model, not a curated record. Bases 83 to 343 code for a protein of 86 amino acids.